AGACGGAUACGCGCAUGAGAGAGUUAUCUCACUUCCUUAAAGUACUCUUUGGCUCCUCCUGUCUGUCUCUGUCGCCGUGGUCUCCAGCAACAGCAGUCUUAACAUUCUGCUCAAGUUUUAGUCGUCUUCUGUCAAUUUAAUUUAAGUGUAUGGGCUUUUAAUGGACCUGGCCUUAGUUUCGUGUGUAAGCUCUGUACAAAAAAAACGCCUUUCAGGGUUGUGGGUUGGCAAGCGUUAGUAAACGUCAGGUGUUGUCCUUCCAGCCGUUCAAGUGUCGUUUGGUCACUGCCACGUCCCGCGUCCACCUACUCGGUUUGUGCGCUAAACGCUGACGAUAGCAUUAGCACUCCGGGUGUUGUCUACCCUGAUUCAUUUCGAAUAACCAGCCCGUGGUCGCCUCUGCCAAAAUGAUGGACUUUGACAAUAUAUUGGACAUUGCCACGCAAAAUCGGGCCCCCAGCAGUUCACAGAAGAGAUACAGUUUACAAGCUGCACCACCCAAAAAGGACCCGAGGUCAAAGGGGGUAAAUCCAUCGGCUGUGCAGGCGCUUCUGAAGAAACAAACUUGUGAAAGCAAGAAGAAAGAAAUCCAAAUGAAGAAAAAGAAGGAGGAACUACUAGCAAAGAGAGUGGAGUUGAAAUCGGACCGUAAAGCACGAGCCAUGGCCUCCAGAACUAAGGACAAUUUCCGAGGCUACAACGGCAUCCCGGUGGUGGAGCUUCCCAAGAAGAGAAGAUCAAAACUCGAGAUGCAGGAAGGGCGGUCCUCGAAUGGGGAAGGUUUUAGGAAUAACUCUAUUGACCCCGAAGAUGACGAAGACAAUUACGAGUAUGAACAGACUGAUUCGGAAUCGGAGCAGGAGCCCGAGCCGCGGAGACCUGGGAAGACCACAGGUUUUGGUGGAAAUGGUGGCGAUAGCAGUAAUAGCAGCGUCAGGCCCUCCUCUAAAAAGCCCAGCGGGCCUCCCAAGCCCGCGCCGCCUCCCAUGAACUUUGCAGAGUUACUCAAAUUGGCAGAGAAGAAGCAGUUUGAGCCCGUUGAGGUAAAAACCAAGGUAGUGAAGAAAGACGAAAGGCUCCGAACAGCUGAGGAGAUAAGGGAACUGGAGCUGGAGCGCAAGGUUAAGAGGCCCAUCAAAGAUUUGAAAUCGGCGGAUAAAGAAAGGGACGGCAAAUCUCAGACUACCUUUAGUUCAAUGAGAAAAAGCACUUCUGAGAAGGAGCAGAAGAGUUUAAAACCACAAAAGCCCGCCAUAGAAAAGCAAAGUCUCCCCAGUGGGUCAGGAAAGAAGUUGCAUCCAACACGGACAAGUGAUAAAGGCCAGACUUCUUCUAGGCCCUCUGUUGGGGACCGAGAGAGAGACAGACCCAGGAUGUCUCAGAGCGAUCGAGACAGGCCUAAGACAAACUCGUCUAGUUCAUCUGGUGCUGUAAACGGCAAAGGCACUUCAAGAGCCACGUCUUCUCAGGUUUCAGCCAAACAAGGGGGAACCAAGCCCUCAUCCAGCCACAAAUCCAGCACCCAAAGUGACCUUAUCAUCAAAAAAGAAAGCUCAUCACGAGCCCCAGCUAUUCCUGGUAACAGGGGUCCUGGUACAGCUGUCACCGGCCAAAGAUCUCAACCUGGGAGCUCCAAACAGAUCAGGCCCAGUCAGGGUAGCUCAUUGAAGCAGGGCCCUAUGGUUGGAAAGCCUGGAAAGGGAGAACCUCUACGGCCUGGAAUGAACUCCUCUGUAAAGUCUGGCAUGAGACCUUCAUCGGGCGGCCCUCUUAGGUCAGGGAGCCAACCUCAGUCAAGGCAUGAAGGCACGCUCCAGGCGAGAGCUGGCGGUGUCCCCCAGGCGAGGCUGGGUGGGAGUGGCCUACAUGGCCCCCCUAGAGGUGGUGGAUCCCGACCUCCCGGGAUCGGACGUGGUCGGCCUGGAAGUGGAGGACCAGUACCCGGGCGAUCGACUGGCAGCAUCGCAUCAGGACCUGGCAGCUCCAAGUGCACCGUGGUGUCCGAGACCAUUUCAUCCAAGAAUUUCGGGGGGCCCCGACCAGGCGUCCCUCCUCGGGCAGGCAUGCCGCAGAACCCGGGAAUGCUCCAGAGACCAGGAAUGGCGCCGAGACCAGGAAUGCCGCAGAACCCGGGAAUGCUCCAGAGACCAGGAAUGGCGCCGAGACCAGGAAUGCCGCAGAGGCCGGGAAUGCCGCCCAGACCGGGAAUGCCACAGAGACCCAUGAUGAACAGACCACCGGGUACAAUGUUACCGCCUAUCACCUCUGCAUACAAGAGGAAAUACGACGACGACGAAGAUGAGUGUGACUCAGAAAUGGAGGAUUUCAUAGACGAUGGAGAUGAACCGCAGGACGACAUUUCCAGGCACAUUAAAGAAAUCUUUGGCUAUGAUCGGAACAAGUACAAGGAUGAGAGUGACUACGCACUUAAAUUCAUGGAGAGCAGCUGGAGAGAUAUGCAAAAAGAGGAGGCCAGGAGCCUGAGAAUGGCUGUGCAGGAAGACCUGGAGGAGGAGAAAAGAGAACAAGAGGACCUGAACAUGCUAAAGGCCAAGAGGAAAAAAAAGAACUGAAGGCUGUGGGGUUUUUUUUUUUUUUUUUUUUUUUGGAAAAGAGGAAUAAAAAGAAAUGAAAAAACCAUCCUGUUUGUCCUGAAAGGUGGGACAGCCGAUCUGCGUUGAAGCUCAGUGACUGUGGCCACCUCGACCUCUGUUGCUCUCUCUGCUUCUCUAAAUAUGAUUGGACCUAAACGCGUGGCCAUGUCUCCAGAGGAAAAGAAAAGAACGUUUUUCAAAGACAACCUGAAAACGUCAAACGCAAAAGAUGUGUAAAUCAUUCAGGCAUUAGUCUGCAACAAAAACAAUCUCACAUUUCCCUAUUUAUUUCCCCCACUGUGCAGUGAUCUCAAUUUCUGAAAGGACCUGUGAACUUUAAAUAUGGAAGUGUGGUUCUCUCCUUUUCUUUUUUUCUUUUUUAAACUAACAAUGACACUAUUAAGUUAUGAUGGAAUGCUAUUUUUCAGCAGGAUUUGUUGCAUAUUUUUCUAAACAAACUUUGAUUUAUAAGUACAUUAAAUAUGCAGAAAACCACUUACUGUGUUGUGCUUUAAAGGGAGUUCAGAUAAA
Molecule: messenger RNA, 3125 nt
Organism: Gasterosteus aculeatus aculeatus (three-spined stickleback)
Lineage: Eukaryota; Metazoa; Chordata; Actinopteri; Perciformes; Gasterosteidae
Source: RefSeq, a predicted model, not a curated record